AUGAGAGAGGUUCUUUCGCUUCAUGUCGGUCAAGCAGGUGUUCAAAUCGGUAAUGCCUGUUGGGAACUGUACUUGCAAGAGCACGGGUUGACGCCAGAUGGACGUGUCACAGAGGAAAGCAAGCCUAAGAAUGAAGAUGGCUUCUCAACAUUUUUUAGUGAGACAGGCCGUGGAAAGUAUGUUCCUCGCUCGAUCUAUGUGGAUCUUGAACCUAAUGUGGUGGACGAUGUGCGUAACGGCCCUUUCAAGUCACUGUUUCACCCAGAGACACUAGUGACGGGCAAGGAAGACGCUGCAAACAACUAUGCGCGUGGCCACUAUACGGUUGGUAAGGAGCUGAUUGAUCAAACGAUGGAUCGUGUCCGUAAACUUGCGGAUGCAUGCUCUGGGCUUCAAGGUUUCUUUGUGUUCCAUUCGUUCGGUGGUGGCACGGGAUCUGGAUUCGGCUCGUUGUUACUGGAGCGCCUUGCCCAAGAUUAUGGUAAAAAGGCCAAGCUUGAGUUUUCCGUGUACCCUGCUCCUAUGAUGAGUAGUUCAGUGGUUGAACCCUACAAUUCCGUGCUCACUACACAUACCACGCUUGAAAACUCUGAUUGCUCGUUCAUGGUGGAUAACGAAGCUAUUUAUGACAUCUGCAAGCGCAAUCUUGGAAUUAGCGCACCAAGCUACACGAACUUAAACCGACUUAUUGCGCAAGUUGUCUCGUCCAUUACGGCAUCGUUGCGGUUUGAUGGAUCAUUGAACGUGGAUCUGAACGAGUUCCAAACGAACCUGGUGCCGUAUCCGCGUAUUCAUUUCCCUCUCGCUACAUAUGCUCCAAUUAUCUCGGCUGACAAGGCGUUCCAUGAACAAAACAGUGUGGCUGAGAUGACGACAUCCACAUUCGAGAAAGGCAACCAAAUGGUUAAGUGUGAUCCACGCGAUGGAAAGUUCAUGGCUUGUUGCUUGCUCUAUCGUGGUGAUGUGGUGCCCAAAGAUGUAAAUUCCGCUGUUAGCCUAAUCAAGACAAAGCGCACUAUCCAGUUUGUCGACUGGUGUCCGACCGGAUUCAAAAUCGGUAUCUGUAAUGAACCCCCUGCCCUUGUGCCCGGUGGGGAUCUGGCGAAGGUGUCGCGCUCAUUGUGCAUGUUGGCGAAUACGACUGCUAUUUCCACUGCAUGGAGCCGUCUUGACCGCAAAUUCGACCUCCUUUAUUCAAAGCGUGCAUUUGUGCACUGGUAUGUUGGUGAGGGUAUGGAAGAGGGUGAAUUCAGCGAGGCCCGUGAAGACCUCGCUGCGCUUGAAAAGGACUAUGAAGAAGUUGGUAUGGAGACGGCUAUGGGAGACGAAGAGGGUCUCGAUGCUGAAGAGUAUUAG
This is a messenger RNA of Malassezia globosa CBS 7966, 1356 nucleotides long. RefSeq lists its product as uncharacterized. Gene Ontology annotation, biological process: nuclear migration by microtubule mediated pushing forces; mitotic cell cycle; nuclear division. The coding region runs from base 1 to 1356 and encodes 451 amino acids. The transcript has a single exon. Gene Ontology annotation, molecular function: GTP binding; structural constituent of cytoskeleton. NCBI's taxonomy places the organism in Eukaryota, Fungi, Basidiomycota, Malasseziomycetes, Malasseziales, Malasseziaceae. The record is from RefSeq and is a predicted model, not a curated record. Gene Ontology annotation, cellular component: microtubule; nucleus; cytoplasm.